Strongylus vulgaris is the source of this 846-nucleotide messenger RNA. NCBI's taxonomy places the organism in Eukaryota, Metazoa, Nematoda, Chromadorea, Rhabditida, Strongylidae. The record is from the annotation of a GenBank genome assembly.
AUGGCGUCACCCGAUAACGUCUUGGCAGAUGUGGACACUUUUCUGCAAGAAUUAGCCAACUCUACCGUUAAACCAUCUGAGCAUUUAUCGAUGUCUCAUCGCCAUGGCCCGCAUGAGCAGCACAUGCACGGAAAUCAUGUAGGCAUGCAACAUGGAAUGGGGAUGGGAAUGCAUGAUGGACAUAUGAUGAAAAUGUGGUUCCAUGGCGGAUAUAAUGAAGUCAUACUAUUUGAUUUCUGGCGAAUAGGUUCGAUAUCGGGACUAGUAAUUUCCUUUAUUGCGAUAUUUGUCAUGGGCGCAAUGUAUGAAGGGAUCAAAUGGUUCCGCGUGUAUUUGCAAAUGAGCAAUUCAACAGCAAGCUCUUGUUCUCAGAGAGAAAAUGGCAUCAGCCUUCAACACGUCGUUUACGACAAGGCUCCACUCCAGAAUGACAUUGCUCGAAGCACUUCAAACGAGGAUGUCUACAACCCCACAACAACGCCGCCCAGUCAUGCAAUCCGAUCUCACAAUCGUCGCUCAAGUCCAUAUACUUCAUCAUCUCCUUGUUCGUCUGUUCGACUCACCCAAGCAGCACUCUACGUCGCACAGCUUGUCUUGGCAUACUGGCUGAUGCUGAUUGUCAUGACCUACAACACAUGGCUCAAUGAUCGUCUCACAACUGCAUGCUCACUGGGCGAUGUUGAACUUGUUUGUAAUCAACUUUUUCUCAACUCACUGGCACAUCGUUUUGCAGCUAUCGCUGUGAUCCUUGGUGCAGGAUUUGGACAUUGGCUCUUCGCCGUUCUGAAAUUUCGAGAUCUCGCCGGUGAAACGGCUGAUUCAUUUGCGACUGAUGCCUGUCAUUGA